AUAAUGGUCCAAAGAGGACCAAAAAAGGCGAACGUCACUCUGCUGAGGAAGCGGCCUUGCUGGGUAGCAACAGAGGCAAGAAAAAGGCAGCCAGUGCCAAAAAACAGAGGCGAUAAUGCCACACGCUACCCUAAGCAACAAUAGAAGGCAACUCGGAUGCCUUCAAUUAAACCUCCACCAUGCAAAGGCUGCCUCGGCUGAACUAGCAAGGAGGUUUAACAAACAAAACUUGGAUAUAGCUCUAAUCCAAGAACCGUGGGUACGUGACAGAGUCAUUGAGGGACUCCAAGAUGUUAAUGUUCACUACCACCGAUCUCGUUGCGAUCUGGACCAAGGUGCCAACAGACAAAGGCGAGCACGAGGUAAUCAUUGCCUCUGCCUACCUUCCAGGAGAUGAGGAAACUGCUCCAACAAGGGAACUUGUAGCCCUAGUCAACUACUGCAAGGAGAACCACCUACGCUGGAUAAUAGGAUGUGAUGCGAAUGCCCAUCAUACGAUAUGGGGCAGCACAAACAUCAAUGCGAGAGGUGAGUGCCUUCUUGAAUUCUUACUUAGAUAUAAUGUAUCAAUAGUAAACCGAGGCAAUGAACCAACAUUUAGGAAUGCAAUAAGGGAGGAAGUACUUGAUCUUACCCUAUGCAGUCCAAAUGUACUAUCAGAAGUCUCAAAUUGGCAUGUGUCCGGGGAAGCAUCAAUGUCGGACCACAGUCUUAUCAGAUAUGCAAAUACUCGGUGCCACUUUAUUGAGAAAAAGAGUGGUGAAAUACCUGGGAGCGUGGCUAUACUCAAAUUAGCCUACUGGGCGCAUAUAAAUAAUGCUGCGACAACAGAUGCCAAAGAAAGCGGCUUAUUAAAGACUGGACAGAUCUACUCCAAGUAUGCGGUCCCCCUAAAGGCUACUAGCCAACACAGAAAGACCAUCAGCCGACUGGAAGAUGCUCUACAGGUCUGUGAAGAAUUCAUCAGCAUAACCACAGUGAUCUAUAAGUUAAAAAAGGAAGAGGAUUAUGCAGACUGGAAUUUGGAUUUGGAAAUAUACAAAGAUAAGGUUAUGUCAGUACCUAGCCAGCUACGCAUAUCACGUAAUGCGUUACAAUCACCGCUAGCAAAAGAGCAGUAA
This is a messenger RNA of Anastrepha obliqua, 1121 nucleotides long. RefSeq lists its product as uncharacterized. Gene Ontology annotation, molecular function: catalytic activity. The coding region runs from base 291 to 1121 and encodes 276 amino acids. Lineage: Eukaryota; Metazoa; Arthropoda; Insecta; Diptera; Tephritidae. The record is from RefSeq and is a predicted model, not a curated record. The transcript has 4 exons.